AUGGAGUAUCUUCGGCAUCGCUCUUUUGGUGUCAAUGAUGGCGGUUCUUUGUCCUUGCGAACAACAACAUUCGUGGUAUCUCAACCUGACGCAGUGCAAUCCUGUCCUGAACCAUCACUCGAUUCCUGGGAGGAGACACUGCCGAGCGAGCCCGAUGACCCAUCCUUUGGGAUUGUGGACUCAAUCCAAACGACUACCACUGACAAAAAAAAGAAUACAGAACGGUCAUCAUACCUAGAUGAAAUGGUCCGUCUAGAGGGCCGUGGUGACGAGAUAGCUCGAGAGACAUGCGCUUGCAAGGGGGAAGACCCUUUACUUUACCGCUGCCGGGAUUGUUUUGGAGCCGAAAUGGUGUGCCGUGCAUGUGUUCUUCAACGGCACGCACAUAAUCCACUCCAUAGAGUUGAGGAGUGGUGUGGCACAUUUUUUGUGCGUGUCUCUCUCAAGCUGCUUGGCUUGCGCAUCCAACUCGGACACAAUCCAGGGGAGAAGUGUUAUAACCCUGAGCCUGCUGCUGGCGAUGAUUUCGUCGUCGUAGACAUACACGGAAUCCAUGAAAUCGGCCUCGACUUUUGCGGCUGUGAAACGGCCCAAAUCCAUUACAAACAGCUGAUUCGUGCUCGAUGGUUUCCAGCCACUUCAAAGAAACCUCAAACUGCCACCACAUUCGCACUGAUGGAGUUCUUCCACCUCCUCACAUUCGAAUCAAAGGUAUCCGCAUACGAAUUCUACCACAGUAUCGCUAGACGGACAGAUAACACCAGCACCACACCAAUUAGGGAUCGUUAUUCCGCAUUUAUGCAAAUGGUUCGUCAAUGGCGCCACCUCAAGGUACUCAAGCGAGCAGGAAGAGGUCAUGAUCCCAGUGGUGUUGACGCAACUUCCGCUGGCGAAUGCGCCAUACUUUGUCCAGCAUGCCCUCACCCUGGAAAGAACUUACCUGAGGACUGGGAGGAUGCACCGCACGAUAUCAGAUGGAAAUACGCUCUUUUUCUCGCUAUCGACGCGAAUUUUCGACUUAAACGGAAGCUUGUUUCGAGCGACAGCGUUGAUCCGAGUCUCAACGCUGGGUCAUGCUACUUUGUCGAGGAGACUGCGUACAAACAGUAUCUGAACGAGCGUGGUUGUGAGCCACAGGAGAAAAGUACCUGCGUGAGUCAUAACGCCGUCAAUAUGGCUGAUACUAAGUCGUCGAGGGGGCUUGCGGCCACGGGCGUCGGGACCGUGGACUGCGCAAGGCAUGAUAUGAAACUUCCUAACGGAGUUGGCGAUUUGCAAAAAGGUGAAAGAUAUCUAAACAUGGACUAUCUAGUCUUUUCAGUGAUGGUCAAUUUCGCCGUGCUAGUAUUCAAUCUAUCAUACGACAUCGCCUGCCAAUGGAACAAAAAACUAUGGCCUCGCAUGGCGUCAAUGCCACCCCGACUGCGCCUCGACCGUGAAAACAAGCUCUUUCAUCUUAAUGCGCACGUUCAGUCAUGUCAAACAGCAUUCUCAUUUAACUUCGGAAAGAACGUUGGACGUACGGAUGGGGAAGCACCUGAAAGAGGGUGGGCAAAUAUUAAUCGCGUGGCGUCGAGUACAAAAGAAAUGGGCCCAGGAGCACGCCGCGAUACUUUGGACGACCAUUUUUCGGACUGGAAUUGGAAAAAAGUCACCAUGCUCGGUCGAAGCCUACUCCGCAAAGUGAAAGAAGCCUCAAGGAGAUCUAAGCUUCAUCGAGAAGAGCUCAACGAGCUUCAACAAUCGAUUCCAGCACCAUCGCUCUCUGUGUGGAAGUCAGAAAUCGAGUCAUGGGAGGAGGACAAUACACAGCCCAACCCGUUCGAGAGCAGGCUGCUAUUUCGCCGCCAGCUGGCCGAGAAGGAGGCUGCAGACUUACAGGCUGGUGUAGGUGUCUCGUUACACGCCGACAUCUCUCCGAGUGUCCUCAUUGCAUCGGGUAUUGACCUACAAGAUCAGCAACGGCGUUUGGCCGCAGACAUUUCUGCUUUGGGUCAGCAUGCGACUGACACACAGAAGACCAAAAUAUACAAUCAAAGCAACGCACUACAACGUCGACUGGACAAUUGGGCUCAAAUCCAAGUCCUUUAUAUGCCCGCAGUUGCCCCGAUCCGCGCCGCAGAGGAAACUCAUCGUUCGGGAAGUGUCGCUGCACUCAAACCAGAGCAAUUUCAGCUCUGGUUACCAUCCCAGCUCGACCCACACCUUCCUUGUGACCAAAAGCUUCGUGAAUGUGAAUGGGAACUCCGGUAUGCCCAAUCCCAUGACGCGUUGAAUGAUGUUCGACAGCAUAUUCGUUUAUUCGCUCACCUCAACACAUUCAAGAUGGCGAAUAUACGUGGUCAACGUGCCUCCACUCGUGCGUGCACUGCUCUCGAUCACGCGGCUCAGAAGAAGCAUGCCAGCAAGGCAAAAUAUGAUGCCGCUCGGGACGCACUUAUUGCCCUUGCUCCCUUGCUAGGAAAAGUUGGCUGGACCGAUAUCUUACGCCCUCUCGGAGUGAUGGAUAUGAGACCCAUGGGUGACUUCAUCCAGGGACAAUCUGAAGGUACUCGCGAUAUACCGUGGAUAUGGAAGACACCCGGGGUGCUACGAGACAAUGACGAGGGACUUCAAGACUGUCUUCGCAUUGAGUGGUGCAAAGCAAGAGCACGAGAGGCGCGCUGGUCUGAAGAAUUGCUGUUGUUGCUUGAAGAGAUGCGGAGGGUGCUGUCAUUCUUAGCCUGGCAGAGUACGUGGUGGUCUGGACUGGCUUUGGCGCGUCAUUUCGAGAGGUCGGCAGACAGCGAAGGAUCCGCAGCAUACGCAAACCGACAAUCUGCACUCCGUAACGCCAUGUCGGAAAAAUUCAAGCAACACACGCUGGGCAUGGCUGAUACAGAUGGCACACUCACCAUUGAAGGCCCUCCACCAUUAGCUGCAGAAGAUUAG
Molecule: messenger RNA, 2931 nt
Organism: Suillus subalutaceus
Lineage: Eukaryota; Fungi; Basidiomycota; Agaricomycetes; Boletales; Suillaceae
Exons: 13
Coding region: 1-2931 (976 amino acids)
Source: RefSeq, a predicted model, not a curated record